CUCGGGCAGUCAGUCCCCCUUGACAGCCACAUUCUACUCCGGUCCCCUUCCGCAGCAGAGAGACGAGUCUGGGAAUAGCAACAGCACUGUCGAGAUCACAGAGCCUGGCACACAGAUCACUCGGCACUGCUCCUUCAUGUGUUUCGACCCCGUCGACGGAUCUCCACGUCAGGACUUUACUAUUGCUCUCCAGUCCCAUAUUCUCAAUAUUCCUGGCGCAUACCUCUCCGAUUCUCUAGGCGCAAGAGCCGCACACUUGUCGCCCCAGCAAGCGUAUCCUUCUUCUCUACAGCAGCUACAGCAACAGCAACCCGCCGAUACCAGACCUCCGGUCCACAUCCCCCGCAUCGGGCCGCGAGACAUGUCUACUAGUCACCCGCCCCGGGCUCGUGCCACACGCACCUAUAGCGCGCCGUCCAUCCCGCCCAUAUCGACGAGAGCGCAGCCCCAGCUUCGUAUGCCCCCCCAGCCGCCGCCACUGUCCAUGUUUCCCAACUUCCCUACGCCGACUACCCCAUCACCGCUCUCGUAUAAUCCCCUCAUGCAGACGCCAACGCUAUCGUCCCCGGCGACCACCCGACCUCCGAUGCCGAACCCGCUCAACCUGUCCGCGGAAGAGAACGUGUUCAUCUACCAGCGGUUGCCGAUGCGGUCGCCGGCGACGGCCGAGACGGUAGUGCGGCAUUUCCAGCGUCGACGGUUCGUGUACUUGGACCUGGCCGAGGCCACUGACGCCAGGGUGGCUGACAUGCCUAUCGGUAGCCCGGGGAGGGAGCGCAAGGUGCGGGUCGCGCAGCUCGCGAGGAGGAUCAGCAAGAAGUGGGAGCGGAGGCGGGCGUUAUCGCUUCCGGCCAGCCGCAUUGAAGUCAUCGUCCAGCGGCAUCGUGGGGAGGAGCGUCUGAGCGUGUUUUGGGUGAAGGUGCUGGAUGAGGUCGAGAAGGCGGAUUUAUCAUACAGUACCGCCUCAACGCUUUUGUUGG
Messenger RNA from Sodiomyces alkalinus F11, 980 nucleotides. RefSeq lists its product as hypothetical. The record is from RefSeq and is a predicted model, not a curated record. The transcript has 2 exons. The annotation marks the transcript as partial. Lineage: Eukaryota; Fungi; Ascomycota; Sordariomycetes; Glomerellales; Plectosphaerellaceae.